Lactuca sativa (garden lettuce) is the source of this 694-nucleotide messenger RNA. Its product is annotated as DNA polymerase II subunit B3-1. Gene Ontology annotation, biological process: regulation of DNA-templated transcription. The record is from RefSeq and is a predicted model, not a curated record. Gene Ontology annotation, molecular function: protein heterodimerization activity; transcription cis-regulatory region binding. Lineage: Eukaryota; Viridiplantae; Streptophyta; Magnoliopsida; Asterales; Asteraceae. Gene Ontology annotation, cellular component: nucleus.
GCCCAAAACAUUUCAUCUUCCCGCCAAAAUCAAACCCUAAAUAACCAAACAAUUUCUUCCCCAAAAUUCUGUAGCCCAAAACUCCUGUUUCACUCUACAGAUUUACAGUUAUCAAUGGCGGAAGGUGAAGAGAUUCACACAGAAACCGUCCAAUCAAGUAUACCAACCGGCAGAGUGAAACGGAUUAUGAAACUCGACAAAGAUAUCAACAAAAUCAACGCCGAUGCCCUAUUCCUAAUCUCGAACGCCACCGAGCUUUUCGUCAAGUUCUUGGCCGAGAAAUCAUCGGAGGUUGCAGUUGAGAAGAAAAGGAAGACAAUAAAGCUGGAGCACCUUCGAAUCGCCGUUAAGAGACACCAGCCGACUGCUGAUUUCCUUCUCGAUUCACUUCCAUUGCCGCCGCCACCAGCGGCGGCUCAGACAUCAUCGAAACCUGAUCGACCUCAUAAAAGGAGUGAUAAUAACCCUGUUCCUGUUGGCACUCGUCGGAUCGACAGUUUCUUCCAGAAAGAACCUUAGGGUUUAGUAGAACUUGUCAGUGUUUGCUUUAUCUCCAGAAAACGAGUUACGCUUAUCGGAUCUGUAUGUAUCUCUUCCUUUACAAACUAAAAUUUCUACUUGAUUAACCUUAUUCGCUUUCUAGAUCACUGUAAAAUGCUCCAUUACAGAUUAUCAAUGGCUCGAUUCUCAUCAA